AUGUAUCCCGCAUCAAAAAUUUUAAGGCAGGAUCAAUUAUUAGUUAUGGGUCAAACCCUAUCUGAACCAGUGACAGAUAAACAAUCAUCAACAUGCCAGGACUCGCGAUACCUUGUUGGUUCCUCUUGUAUGCAAGGAUGGAGGGUCUCAAUGGAUGAUUCACAUACUCACAUUUUGUCACUACCCGAUGACCCUGGAACAGCUUUCUUUGCUGUAUAUGAUGGUCAUGGAGGGUCAAAUAUAGCAGAAUAUGCUGGUAAACAUCUUCACAAAUUCAUAACAGCUCGACCGGAGUAUCAUUUGGGGAACAUUGAAGAGGCCAUGAAACAAGGAUUCCUAGACCUGGACCAAGCGAUGCUAGAUGAGGGCGGGCAAGAGAAGGUUGCUGGUAGCACAGCGGUUGUGGUCCUCAUCAAGGAAAACACUUUAUACUGCGCCAAUGUUGGAGACUCUAGGGCCGUUGCGAGUGUAAGGGGUGCGGUGGAAUCCCUUUCAUACGAUCACAAACCAACAAACAAAGAGGAACUAGAGAGAAUAACAGCAGGCGGAGGAUGGGUUCAACUAAACAGGGUUAAUGGAAACCUGGCGUUGUCCAGAGCGUUGGGAGACUACAUCUUUAAGAAGAACUAUAGGAUGUCGCCCAGGGAACAGAUUGUAACUGCAUAUCCAGAUGUUCAAGUUCGGCAUCUUAACGAAGAUUGGGAGUUUAUAGUGAUUGCUUGCGAUGGAAUUUGGGAGGUGCUUUCUAAUGAGGAGGUGAUAUCAUUCUGUCGGAUACGACUGCUGAGUGGCUGGGAGCCGGCUGCCGUGUGUGAAGCACUAAUGCAGCGCUGCCUGGCUCCAAACUGUCUGACAGGUGGCCUCGGGUGCGAUAAUAUGACAGUGCUUAUCAUCUGUUUAACACCGUUCCCCUCGCGGGAAAUGCUGGAAGCAAUACCAGCGGAUCAGAUGUUGAACGACAAAUUUAUGACCAAAAUCCAAGAUCUCUUAUACGUGGAAGACGAAGACGAAGAUUUAAAGUAA
Molecule: messenger RNA, 1023 nt
Organism: Leptosia nina
Lineage: Eukaryota; Metazoa; Arthropoda; Insecta; Lepidoptera; Pieridae
Source: the annotation of a GenBank genome assembly